Molecule: messenger RNA, 4246 nt
Organism: Nomia melanderi (Alkali bee)
Lineage: Eukaryota; Metazoa; Arthropoda; Insecta; Hymenoptera; Halictidae
Gene: Cip4
Product: formin-binding protein 1-like Cip4
Biological process (GO): signal transduction
Molecular function (GO): protein binding
Source: RefSeq, a predicted model, not a curated record
CAGCGAAAUUCCGGGCGGUUUUCGAUGGACAGUUGGGUCCGGCCAGUCAGUGGUUACAGGCCGACAUGUUGGUGAUGUUUUAGUGAGCGGUAAGCGCGGUGAUAUCUGACGCGUGAUUUAUUCAUGCGUUUUUAAACGCGUGUUCGAUACGAAAAGUGUAUCUCGAUCGCGACGCUACAUGUGAAGUGUCCCGUGUGUGACAAGGCUGCAGCUCGUGCCUGGUUUACCCGGCCCAGCGAACAUGAGUUGGGGUACGGAGCUCUGGGACCAAUUCGAGAAUCUAUCCCAGCACACGCAAAAGGGGAUAGAGUUCCUCGAACGGUACGGUCAUUUUAUUCGCGACCGAUGCGCCAUCGAAGUGGAGUACGCCGCGAAGCUCAGACGUCUCGUGAAGAGCUAUCAGCCGAAGAAGAAAGAGGAGGAGGAUUCUCAGUACAGCCCUUGCAGGGCGUUCAAGCUGGAGCUGAACGAGGUGAACGAUCAGGCGGGACAGAGGGAGGUGAUCGCUGAGAACCUCCAGGCGAACGUGCUCAGGGAAUUGAACAUACUCGUGAAGGACUUUAAGGAGGACAGGAAGAAACACCUGCAGGAGGGCGCCAGGCUGAUGGCGACCCUGGCCGGACAGAUCGGUAACCUGGAGCGCGCGAGGAAAGCUUACGAGAAGGCGUUCCGCGAGGCGGAAAGGUCCGUCGAGAACUACCAGAGGGCGGACGCUGAUCUGCAUCUCUCCAGAGCGGAACUGGAGAAGCAGAGGAUGAACAUGACUCUAAAGACACAGCAGAGCGAGGAGGCGAAGACGGAGUACGCGAACCAGCUGCAGAAGACAAACGAAAUGCAGACGCUGCACUAUCACACGGCCAUGCCGGAGGUGUUUCAGCACCUUCAGGAGCUGGACGAGAAGAGAAUAAAGAACAUGCGGAACUACAUGCUGAAGUCCGUGGAGAUCGAGCGGGCGGUCGCGCCGAUAAUCGCGCAGUGUUUGGACGGCAUAGAAAAAGCGGCGAACGAGAUCAACGAGAAAGAGGACACGAUGAUGGUGAUCGAGCGUUACAAGAGCGGCUUCCAGCCGCCCGGGGACUUCCCGUUCGAGGAUCUCUCCGUGGCGAAGACCUACGACAGCAAUAGUCAGUUGUCGCAGCCGGUCAUGCAACCGAUACACAACCACCUGACGGCGAAGGGCACCGUUUCCGGUGGCAAGAUUAAGAAGAGGGUCGGCCUGUUCGGCAUAUUCAGUAGCAACAAGAAAUUGAUCGAGGUGUGCAUAGCUUUGAAGAACAACGUGCCUGGAUACGGGGACGGAGCGAAGGAGGACUACAGCGAUCUGCCUCCGAAUCAGCGCAAGAAGCGGCUGCAGCAGAGGCUCGACGAGAUCCAGGCGAAGAUCCAGCAGGAGACGGCGGCGAGGGACGGUCUGAUGAAGAUGAAGGGCGUGUACGAACAGAACCCGGCACUGGGCGAUCCGAUGAGCAUAGAAGGACAACUGAAUCAGUCGAGCAACAAGCUGGAUAAACUCGGCGCGGAGCUGGCAAAGUUCCAAGGUUAUCUCGAGGAAGCAAUGCGCGCUGGCGUCAGUCUGUCCAGCCCGAGUCAAGCGCCAAGGAAGCCCACUAGCAACGGGUCCGCGACCAGGCCAUUGAGUUCAAGAAGAUCCAGCCAUUCGGGCGGAGAGGAGAGCCUCUCGAGAUCGGCGUCCGAUUCCAGCGUGAGCAACGCGAACGCCAACCAGCCGAUACACAAGAAAAGCGCUCCGGGCACGCCGCAGCCCACGCACGGUUCCACGAAUAGCCCGGAAUCUGGUCUCGGGGAAUCGAGGACGUCUCUUCCUGGUAGCGGCGGCGAAGAAUAUUACGUUGACGAGAUCGAUGCUCAGCCACCGUUGGGGACGUGUAGAGCUCUCUAUCCUUUUGAUGCCACUAGCGAGGGGUCCAUACCGAUGUACGACGGUGAGGAGUUGUACAUGAUCGAGCUGGACCAAGGGGACGGAUGGACCCGCGUGCGGCGCAUCUCGCAGCCGAUCGAGGGCUUCGUACCUACAUCUUACAUAGAGUGCCACCUCUAUAACACUUAGCCACUACUCUUAGGACGUUAAACAAUUACGAAGUGGAGAGCCGUGAACGAAGAGAUAGGGUGUGGUCUUUGAAACGCUAUUUCGGUUCAGUACAUUGAACGACAAAGAAAUAAUUAACGCCGCCGAACGGGGUUUCGCGCUGGAGGGUCUUGUGUUGGUUCGCCGCAGGAUUCCCAGGACACUGCUGUGUUACGAAUCGCGGGGCCUAAGCGUUGCAUUAACGAACGAUUUCCGUGCGAAACGUAAACAGUUCUUCUGACGACGACGACGAUGAUGACGACGAUGUGCCAACGGGGUCUAGCUCGUUCGGAGGGAUCGCGUGUGAAACGUUUAGUCAAUUACGCCCAACACACCUCCCUCCGUUCUCCGUUUCGCCGAUCGAGAACGCGAACGUUGAAAAGGAGAACCGGCCCGAGAUUCUCCGGUUUGUCAUCAGCGAGGCGUUCACGUGGUUCGGCUCAAUUCAUUCUGAAUAGGAUAUUAAGAUCGACCGUCCGACCGAAGGAUCGGUCGCGUGCGUGCACACACACCCGAGCGUUGCAUACUUCCGAAGUACAGUACAGUUUUCUACGAAGCACACCCUGGUCGUAAACACGAUCAACCUUGAAGAAAUGUGCCUCUGUACUUUGGUCGUGCACGAGCGAACAAUUUGCGAACACUGCUGAAAGAAAGUAUAACGUACUUUUCAUAUACAUGUACUAUGCGCCCCGCCUAUACACACACACACACACACGUGUCACACGGACGACGAAUAACCGCGGUUGUUGUGUAAUUGCACGAUUUUUAUCAAUACUUUGUUUCCCCUGUGUAUCGACUCGAUUGUAAAGCAGGCGACUCACGGACGAUUCACGCUAUCUCCGCCGACGACCAAGAAACCGAUCCGUUCUUAGCGCUUUUAACUAUUCCUUCCUUCUCUAUCUUUUCUUUGUGCAAACGUCGCGAGCCCUGUUCACCGAGCGAUCCGAGACACUUCGACCGCUUUCUCAUUGAAACUCGGACACGUGAGAUAUAAGAUAGCGGAUUAUUAAGGAUCUUCACUUCUCGGUUUCUAGUUAACCAGCUAAGUGUGGAACUUCGUUUGAAAAACCUCUGAUUGCGCGCAAUAAAAUCAAAUGAAGCGUAUACUCGUUAAAGGCCAAACUUAAAAUAUAUCCUAACGAGAAACUAGAGCAAAACGAAGAAUUACAUGUUUGUCUCAAAAAAUAACAUCGUUGAAAAACUUAGCACCAUUAACACAAGCGCCAUGUCAGCCACUGGUGACUGACGCUUCCGAAUGACUAAAAAAGAAUCGUAACAUACAAGACAACCGAUCUGAAAUAAAAAUGUUUAAUAAGGCAACUAAGUUGAUAAUAGUGUAACGCAAACGUUGCAAAACAAUUCAUAAUUAUUCCUCCUUUUCUUUGCUACAAAAGACAGACUCUAUGGGAAAACGCUUAAGAUUUUCGUGGCGCUUAACGUGUUAGCUUUAAGAUGACGUGUAUACUCGUCACUGGUAACUGGUUAACGAAGGAAACCUUUUCGACAUGGGAGUUUCGAUGAGCGUUUAUAUGGCAGUCGAAAUGUUAAGCGCGGAACACCAUGGAUCGGUAAGGUAAAGGAACUAUCGAAAGAGUUUAUUUAUUUUUUCGAUGAACAGGGCGAGAGAAAAGUACUCAUGCAUAUUAGUAUCCGUUUCUUGCCUCUGCCGACGAUAGUAUGCACUACUUUACAAUUCGGUUGAGUCGUUAUUGUCUUCUAUUGUUGUAUUAGUUUAUUAAUCGAUGUCUUCGUUUCUAAACUCGAGAUGAGAGAGUGAUUGAUUAGGUGGUGCUCUGUACAGCAAGUAGACCUCGACGAUUUCGUCGACCGAGUUUUGUUUCUACGGAUAUUGCCUGGAUGUGAAUUUAGUUAGGAUAUAUAUUUCUGUACAUACUGCAAAGGGAAUAUGGGAGGAAGAACGGGAGGAGCGAGUGGUACGCGUGUGAGUGCCAGAUUCGAUGUACCCUGCGAUGGCGUUGAGUCCUUCUUCCGAUCAACGAGGACAGGCGCGAGACGGCGGCGUCGGGAACUCCCCUCGUUUCUCUCUUCUUCCGCGAACGCCGCCGUCUCCGCGUGUCUCGGGGGGAGGGGAGUGCUCAUCCCUUACGCCGUUACAAAGCCUAGAUUCGUCCUAGAUUCGAUUGCGAUGUAUCGGAAUCG